This is a messenger RNA of Aplosporella prunicola CBS 121167, 422 nucleotides long. RefSeq lists its product as uncharacterized. The coding region runs from base 109 to 321 and encodes 70 amino acids. The transcript has a single exon. Lineage: Eukaryota; Fungi; Ascomycota; Dothideomycetes; Botryosphaeriales; Aplosporellaceae. The record is from RefSeq and is a predicted model, not a curated record.
GAACGGGCCACGAAGCCGAGAAGCCUAAAAACAGAAACGAGGUGCGAGCGGGUGUAGAAACGGGGAAGUCUAGACGCGGCUCCGCAGCGCCUGCAAACCGCGCCGCCGAUGCGCGCGCGACUGGCUGCGGAUAGCCGCUUCCUGGCGCCUAGUGGAGCUGUGCCGCGACUCGGGCGUGGUCUGGCCGAGACGGCGGGAGCAGCGCGGCGGUGCGGUGCGGUGCGGUGGUGCCAUUGCCAUUGCCGGACUGAGGACGGAAAGCUAGGAAAAGAGGCUGAAGGAAAGAAGUGGAAAAGCUGCUUACUUACGGGCACGCUGUAGUUACUUACCGGGUCAUGUCGGCGCUCCUGUGUCUCGCAUGUUUUUUUGCGCUGUUGGGUGUGGUUUGGAGACGCGCCGAAUGAUCGGUGCGGAGUGUGGGG